ACGGACCCUCGAUCCAUUAAAAUGAAUGAAAGGAACCUAUUUUUAUUGAAAGGACUAGACGUUCAAGCUUUAAUAUAAAUAUUAAAUAUAUCGGGAAUAUCUUAGUCAUUGCAGUGUGUACAACUUUGAAGGAAAAAAUCAUGGAUUUGUGAUACAUAUAAGAAUUUACAAAGGUCGCCAAUUCAUGCAUAAUGUAAUAAACCAGGGAAAUCAAUAUUCUGUGUCCUGGGAUCAUUGAAAGAAAAUGCAAAAUAGAAUGAAGUGGUUGAUUUUUCUACAUGUUUUCGUAGAUGUCACAGCAAUUUCUGCAUCGUCAUGUGAGUUUCCAGCGGAUCUAAGAGGAGCGUGGAUCAGUUCUGACAAAGGAUUCCUGAGAUUUAGCGAGUCUGUUAUUUAUGAUUAUCACGUCAUUUUACCUGGAGUGACGUCAGUCGACUUCACCUGUACAGAAAAUAAUGGGACACACUACCUUCUCAAAUCCAAUAGAGAUAUCAACGUGUUUUCCAUGGAAAUGAGCGUGUACAUUUGCCUUAGUUUUGAACAAGUUAGAUUUGACAAUUAUAUUUAUUACGUUUCGACACCCUUAGAGUCCACGGUCAACGAGAGUGUAUAUGCUAAUUCAAAUCUUUUAAACGUAUCCAUGAAUGAUGUUUGUAGUCUUCCCCAGACAACAGACAACAUGCAUAGCCUAAUCAAAAAUGUGUCGACUGAUGAUAUAGUUAGUAUCGAGUGUCCCAACUUUUUACGGAAAUCCUUUACGAACCUUAACACAGAGGAAAAUGGUAUGGAAAAUGUGUGUGUAAAUGGUAGUAUUAACGGAUGUUUGAAGAACACUCAGCUUGUUAUCACAAGUCCAUCUUGCCAUUCCAGUACACAAAUUCCAGGUAACCUUUCGGUGUACUGUCUAUUUCAUGAAACGGUAAAUGACGUCACUUAUUUGUAUACGUGGACAGCUGACACUUUAUCUAUAUCAAGAAGAGGUCAUGGAUUUAUUUGUAUUGAAAUCACCCAUAACGAAUCGUCUGCAACUUUUCGGUUAUUUAAUGAUACCUGCACAGAUGCCUCAAAGAAUACAGAAUUUCUCAAGCUGAAGUCAAAAGAAACUCAUGAAAUCUGUCAAUCAACGACGCCAGCCCCUCCACCUAAUAGAGGAACGGGACAUGCAAAUACUCCGAAAACGAAAAAGAAGUCCACAAAUUGGGCCAUCUAUUUUGCCAUUGUUGUCUGUAUCAUCAUAAUCAUCGGUUUUAUUGUUAUCAUUAUCAAAUUCUUUCGAAAACAAAUGUGUGAUUUCUUCACAAAGAAGCCUCCUCAACAAAGCGAGAAAGCUUCUUUCUCAAACAUUGCAGCUAAUUCUACGGACACAUUAAAUACACAAAUAUAGUAUUCCAAUAGCAUUUUAGAACCAGUUUGAAUAUAAAUCAGAAUUAUAAGAUUUGGAUUUGGAAAGUAUGAUUAUUCUGCAAACUUACUAGCUAUAAAGCAAUACAUUUUGGACGAAUAUUUUAGGCGAGUCAUUUGACGGUUAAUUUCCACAAUAAUAAAUUCAAUUUAGAUAACGUUAACACAUGC
Messenger RNA from Saccostrea echinata, 1572 nucleotides. RefSeq lists its product as uncharacterized. Bases 245 to 1384 code for a protein of 379 amino acids. NCBI's taxonomy places the organism in Eukaryota, Metazoa, Mollusca, Bivalvia, Ostreida, Ostreidae. The record is from RefSeq and is a predicted model, not a curated record. The transcript has 9 exons.